CGUGACUAUGUUCGGCGCCCUCACGGUCCACCUCUGCUCGUGGCUCUAACGCCUGUGCGGGGGAGGAGGCCUGCCCCAUGUCCUGCCGCCCGUUCCUGGGCAGCGCCGGCCGAGCUCACGGUGGAGUCUCCACAGGGAAGAGAUGCCCCUUGAAGGCCGGGACCGAGAGGAGGGCAGCCGGCCCCGGGCUCACGAGGACUCGGGGCCUCCGCCGGGACCCUCCUGCGUUCAGUGCCCGUCUCCUUGCACGGCAGGCGUUAGCCGAGCUGAUGACCCUGAAUCUUCUUUGGCCCCCAGAAGGGUCUCGAGGGGCCGUCCUGCUGGCCUUGGCAGCCCGGGGCUCCGUGACCUUCAGGGACGUGGCCGUGGACUUCUCCGGGGACGAGUGGGGCUUCCUGAGCCCGGCCCAGAGGGAGCUCUACUGGGACGUGAUGCUGGAGAACUUCAAGAACCUGCUCUUUCUGGGGCUUCUGGAUCCUGAGCCAAACCUGCUUUCCUGUUCGGAAGGAAGGGAAGAUCUACAGAUAUGGCAUCUACAGGGAGGUGUCCUGGGAAGCACUUGUUCUUGUAAAGCAUGGUGUUCCAACAGGCGAAACGGAGCUGGUGCAUGGGCCCAUCCAGCUGCUCAUAUGGGAGUGGAGAUUGGCAGGAGACCUCAGAAGCCAUCUAACCACACUUGGCCUAGAUGUCCCACUGCACCACGUCCAACAACCUGGGCCUCUGAACUUGGAAAACGGGAGUCACCUCAAAAUAUUGAUGGAUGUGCAUCUCCAGUAACAGGAGAAAGAUACAGAAGAGAUGUUCUCCAGAAAGAGAUCUUUGUGAAGGGCUUUGUCCAAGGAACUGAGUUAUGGAAGCAAGUGGGAAACAUCUCAAAAGCAACACCAAAGAAAUUCAUUUCUCAGGGAACAAAUCUCAUACAGUUGAAUGCCCUCUCCGAGACAACUUCCACAGGGCAGGGAAGUCUUGACAACCUGAAACAAGCCAUCUGUAAACACUCAGGAUCAUGGAACUAUAAUGAAUGCCAAGUUCUUUCCCAUUGCCACUCGUCCUUUCAUAAGUAUCAACCAGUGCAUAAGGAAAAGGAAUCCAGUAAUUGUGAGGACUGUGCAAUGGCAUUCAGCAACAACUCAGAUAUAACUAGAUAUCAGAGAAUUCACACUACAGAGAAGGAAUAUUGGAAGGCCUUCAACUGUAGCUCAGCCUAUACCAAAUGUGAGAAUAUUGACAGUGGAGAGAAACUUUACAAAUGUAAAGAAUGUUGGAAGGCUUUAAGACAGAAUUCAGCAUUCAUUAAAUGUCAUGGAGUUCACACUGGAGAGAGAUGUGGAAAGGUUUUCAACCAGAGCUCAAGCCUCACUCAACAUCAUAGAAUUCACACAAAAGAGAAACCUCAUGAAUAUAAGGCUCAUGGGGAAGUCUUUAGUCAGAAUGUGAUCUUCACUGAACAUGAAAUAAUGCAUAGUGGGAAAAAAAUUAAUGAAUGCAAGGAAUGUGGGAAGACAUUUAGUAGAAACUCAUCCCUUAUUCAACAUCAGAGAAUUCAUACUGGAGAAAAGCCCUACAUAUGUAAGGAGUGUGGAAAAGCUUUCAGGCAAUAUUCACAUGUGAUUCAACAUCAGAGAAUUCAUACUGGAGAGAAACCCUAUGUAUGCCAGCAAUGUGGAAAUGCCUUCAGCUGGAGCUCAGCUUUUACUGAGCACCAGAGAAUUCACACUGGAGAGAAGCCUUAUAAAUGUAAGGAAUGUGGAAAGGCCUUUAGGCAACAUUCACAUGUUAUUCAACAUCAGAGAACUCAUUCUGGAGAGAAACGAUAUAAAUGUAAGGAAUGCGGGAAAGCCUUCAGGAACAGCUCAGACCUUAUUAAACACAAAAUCAUUCAUAGUGGAGAAAAACCUUAUGCAUGUAAAGAAUGUGGGAAGUUCUUUAGGCAGAACUCGCAUCUUACUCAACACAAGAAAAUUCACACUAGAAUGAAACUUUAUGAAUCUAAGGCAAGGGGCAAGCCUUUCAAUCACAACCCAAACCUUAUUAAACAUGAAGUAACUUAUAAAGAAAAGUUACCUUUUGAUUGUAAAAAAUGUGGGAAGGCCUUCAGACAUAACUCGCAACUUAUUGGACACUUGAGAAUUCACACUGGAGAGAAACCUUUUGAAUGUAAGGAAUGUAGAAAGGCCUUCCGCUUGAAUGCAACUCUUACUGAACAUCAGAGAAUUCAUACUGGAGAGAAACCUUAUGAAUGUAAGGAAUGUGGGAAAGCCUUCAGCCAGAAUUCAAGUCUUACUAAACACCAGAGAAUUCACACUGGAGAGAAACCUUACGAAUGCAAGGAAUGUGGAAAAACCUUCAGGAAUAAAUCAAACCUUAUUAAGCAUAAAAUAGUUCAUAGUAGGGAGCGACCUUAUAAAUGUAAGGAAUGUGAGAGUACCUUCAGACAGAAUUCAUAUCUUAUUCAACAUCAAAGAAUUCAUGGCCAAGGACAGUUACAUGGAAAUAAGGAAUGUAAGUAUACCUUCUGUCAGAGUGUAGCCCUUACUGAACAUAAGAAAAUUCCAACUAGUGAUAAACCUUAUAUUUAUCUGAAACAAGGUCUUUAGGGUAAACUCAACCCUUAUCAGAGAAUUCGUAGUGGUGCCCAAACUUGUGAAUAUAAGGAAUUAAUUUGUAAAACCCUUUGAUUAGAUCUCAGUCCAUGACAAACAUGACAAUUCGUACUGGAGGAACAUAUAACCAUAAGGAAUGUGAUUCAGCAUGGGAGAAUUCCCACUAAAGAGAAGUCUUACAGAUUUGGCCAGCUUUAAUAUACCUCUGUAAUAAAUCAUAUCUUUCAUUAAAUGUCACUAAUACACAA
Monodelphis domestica (gray short-tailed opossum) is the source of this 2851-nucleotide messenger RNA. RefSeq lists its product as uncharacterized. The record is from RefSeq and is a predicted model, not a curated record. Gene Ontology annotation, biological process: regulation of DNA-templated transcription. NCBI's taxonomy places the organism in Eukaryota, Metazoa, Chordata, Mammalia, Didelphimorphia, Didelphidae.